Salvelinus namaycush (lake trout) is the source of this 4072-nucleotide messenger RNA. Its product is annotated as histone-lysine N-methyltransferase EHMT2-like. Gene Ontology annotation, molecular function: protein-lysine N-methyltransferase activity; zinc ion binding; histone methyltransferase activity. The transcript has 27 exons. Gene Ontology annotation, cellular component: nucleus. The coding region runs from base 24 to 3668 and encodes 1214 amino acids. The record is from RefSeq and is a predicted model, not a curated record. Lineage: Eukaryota; Metazoa; Chordata; Actinopteri; Salmoniformes; Salmonidae.
AUACGUCUAAUUUCAUUGGAAACAUGUCGGCAGAUGAGAAAAUUACCAAGGAGUUUUCUGAGAAUGAUGCAUUGGAAACUGUACCUAAAGUGAGACUCUCAAGCCAGUCAGAUGAAGGUGAUGCAAGUACUGCCACAGCAGUGGUUACGAAGGAGACCAAGCCGAUGGGUGGAAUGCUGUCACAGUCGCUGUUCCAGGAGAUUCAGGGGGAUGGUUCGAAAAACGGGGAGGAGAGCGAACGACUAUCAACAACAUCCUCUUCUGUGUCCAGCAGAAACCUUGCAGGACAUGCAGCGAAGACCCUUCCAUCCACAUCCUCUUCACUCUCCUCCACUUCCACUUCCUCUCCACCUGGCAGAGCAAAGAUGAGUGUUUUUGGUCCUGGAAGUAAAGUUCUCCCGCCCCAUCCCUCAUCCUCCUCUCCCCAUCCCUCAUCCUCCUCUCCCCAUCCCUCAUCCUCCUCUCCCCAUCCCUCAUCCUCGUCUCCCCAGACAGAAAAGAUACACCGUGCUCGCAAGACCAUGAACAGACCUCCCCCAACACAGGUGAGGUGCAUUGAGUCUCCAAUCGUGCCAGUCAACCCCACAGACCCCACGACCAGCUUCACGACAGACAGUGAUACUGCAGCAGCAAAAAGGAGAAGGCUGGGCCAAGGUUUUGACGGUACACCUGAGAAGGCAGAGAGCGCUAUAGGCACAGAGCAGAAGGAAGAUCGUGUACUCCGCGAGGCUGCGAGACGGCGUGACAGUUGGCUGGAGGACUUGGAGGAGGAUGCAGACGAGGACGAGUUUCUUCUCUAUAACCCCUAUGCAAGAGACGACACGGACGCAGCCUAUUCCGACAGCAAGUCUGAAGAUGGUAGAAUAGAGGAAAGGCUACAUGAAAGAGAGGCAGAGGAGUCUGGUAACAUGACAGAUCAUAGCUCUGAGUCGGACCCACAGAGGCAGGGCCAGAGGAACAAAGUGAGCAGCGAUUCGCCAUGGACUCGCCCAGGGCGGGGAAAAGGGAGAGAGAGAGUCGAAGGAGUAGAGGCAGGAAGAGUGUCGACAGCAUCUGCUCUAGGUGGGUCCCGCGAGUACACAGAGGUUGCCUUGGGCUCCCUGGACAUCGCGGCUGCAGACAGCCUAACACUCUCACCUCACCACGAAGGCAGUGAUGGUGGGGAGACAGAGCGUCUGGAGGAGCUGCCUCUGUGCAGCUGCAGGAUGGAAGCACCACGCGUAGACGGCGCCAGCAGACGGCCCAACAGACUCUGCAUGGCCACAGAGAGCGUCAAUGGAGAGCUGGUGGGCUGUACCAAUAUCAUUCUGAAGGGGGAGACCAUGCGCCCGUCCAGUCGGGUUUCCCUCAUGGUGCUGUGCGAGAGCCAUCGGUCACAUAUGGUCAAACAUCACUGCUGCCCUGGAUGUGGAUACUUCUGUAUCGCGGGCACCUUCCUAGAGUGCUGUCCGGACCAGCGCAUUGCCCACCGCUUCCACCGGGGCUGUGUGACAGUGCUGGGGGCUGGGAGGGGCAGGGGCAUGGGCACGGGCAUGCUCUUCUGCCCCCACUGUGGCGAGGAUGCCUCGGAGGCCCAAGAGGUCACCAUCCCCCCCUCAGCAUCUGCGGUCACUGUGGUCACCACCUCAGCCUCCUCCACCACCACACCGUCCCUCCCACCCUCCAUUCCCUCGGCCCUCUCCCUGGCGGCCUCCACGGGGGCGCUGAAGAACGGGAAGAGGCCAGAAGGCCCUAUCAGUGCGAGGAUGCGUGGGGUGGUAAAGAAGGACCCGGAGCAGCAGCCCCCCCAAGCCGCUGUGGCAGCAGGGCCUGUCAACGCAGCUCCCCCAGGGGAGGGGGGAGUGGACAGUGUGGGACCCUCCCUCUGUCUGCCCAAUGGGAAGCCAAUCUGUCCCAGUGCACUUCCCCCCGGACCCAGUAGGGCAGCACUGCAGAAGGCUAUUCUCACCCAGGACACUGAGAGGAGGAAGAAGCUGAGGUUCCACCCCCGCCAGCUCUAUCCAGCCGCCAAGCAGGGCGAGGUGCAGCGAGUUCUGCUCAUGCUCAUGGAGGGCAUAGACCCAGCCUACCAGGUUGAAUCCCAGAACAGACGCUGUGCUCUCCACGUUGCAGCCCAGAGAGGCCUGCUGGAGGUCUGCUACAUGCUGGUGCAGGCAGGUGCGAAACUGGACGUCCAAGACAAAUCCAUGAGGACCCCUCUCCUGGAGGCCAUCAUCAACAACCAUGUGGAGGUGACCAGGUACCUGGUCCAGAACGGAGCCUGCGUCUAUCACACUGAGGAAGAUGGCUACACUGGUCUCCACCACGCAGCCAAACUGGGAAGUCUGGACAUUGUCACCCUUUUGUUGGAGACGGGACAGGUGGACAUCAACGCACAGGAUAGUGGAGGCUGGACUUCUAUCAUCUGGGCUGCAGAGCAUAAGCACAUCAAUGUCAUCAGAGCACUGCUUAACAGGGGGGCUGACGUCACCCUCAAGGACAAGGAGAUGAAUGUGUGUCUCCACUGGGCGUCCUUCGCAGGCUAUGUGGAGAUAGCGGAGAUGGUGCUGAAUGCUGGCUGCCAGCUGUCCUCUGUCAACAUGCACGGGGACACUCCCCUACACAUUGCUUCCAGGGAGGGCUUCCUCGAGUGUGUCACGCUUUUCCUCUCUAGGGGGGCAGACAUUGACAUCAUGAACAGGGAAGGGGACACGCCUCUUUCUCUGGCGCGUUCCGAUUCGCCCGUCUGGGUGUCACUCCAGAUAAACCGGAAGCUGCGGAGAGGGAUAGCCAAUCGCAUGCUUCGUACAGAGAAGAUCAUCAGCAGUGACGUAGCCCAGGGGUAUGAGAAUGUGCCUAUCCCCUGUGUGAACGCAGUGGAUGAUGAGGGAUGUCCCUCAGACUACAAGUACGUCUCUGAGAACUGUGAGACUUCAGCCAUGAACAUCGACCGCAACAUCACGCACUUACAGCACUGCAGCUGCACAGAUGACUGCUCCUCCAGCAACUGUCUGUGUGGACAGCUCAGUAUCCGCUGCUGGUACGACAAGGACCACCGGUUGCUCCAGGAGUUCAAUAAGAUCGAACCGCCUCUCAUAUUUGAGUGUAACCUGGCGUGCUCCUGCUACCGCACCUGCAAGAACAGAGUGGUGCAGGCAGGGAUCAAGGUGCGUCUCCAGUUGUACCGGACAGAGAAGAUGGGAUGGGGAGUACGGGCUCUACAGGACAUUCCCCAAGGCAGCUUCAUCUGCGAAUAUGUUGGAGAACUGAUCUCUGAUGCAGAGGCAGAUGUAAGAGAAGAUGACUCCUACCUCUUUGACCUGGACAACAAGGAUGGGGAGGUGUACUGCAUCGAUGCCCGUUACUACGGUAACAUCAGCCGCUUCAUCAACCACCUGUGCGACCCUAACAUCAUCCCUGUGCGUGUAUUCAUGCUACACCAGGACCUGCGCUUCCCCCGCAUCGCUUUCUUCAGUUCCAGAGACAUCCUCACGGGACAGGAGCUAGGGUUUGAUUAUGGAGACCGCUUCUGGGACAUAAAGAGUAAAUACUUCACCUGCCAGUGUGGAUCAGAGAAAUGCAAACACUCAGCGGAGGCCAUUGCCUUGGAGCAGAGCAGGCUCGCUCGACUGGAGGCCUGCCCAGAAUCGGAGACUGACCCUGGGCUUGCCAUGUUAGGAAACUCCUAGGCUUCCCUGGGGCCUGUUGCGUGUAUUUUUUUACACUGUUACUGUUCAUUUUGUAUGAAUUUGUGCAUUUAUUGUUUCAGUGUGGUAGACAAAUCUUAACUUCUUCGAUGUAUGGGGUAUAAGUGACUGGAAAAAAGGUGUCUUCUGUGUAAGACCCUUUCAUACAGUACAGUAUUGCCAUGAGAGAUCAAGUUAUGCUCACCACUUGCUGUGCCAAAUACAUACUGAAUAAUUAAUUUCACAGUACUCUACCAUGAUAGUCAGUCUACUGCUGUGAAGCAACUGAAGUUACCAACAGCUGACUUGUGUAGUAAUGAAGUUAUGCAUAUGUCUUUUUUUUUUUUUAAACAAAGUCCCUUUUUUGUUUUAUGUUCUGACAUUUAAUAAAUGUUAUUACACAUCGA